Messenger RNA from Megachile rotundata (alfalfa leafcutting bee), 1781 nucleotides. It is a transcript of the gene Grasp65, whose product is annotated as Golgi reassembly-stacking protein 2. The record is from RefSeq and is a predicted model, not a curated record. Gene Ontology annotation, molecular function: protein binding. Gene Ontology annotation, cellular component: Golgi apparatus. Lineage: Eukaryota; Metazoa; Arthropoda; Insecta; Hymenoptera; Megachilidae. Gene Ontology annotation, biological process: Golgi organization.
AUUUAUUUCCAUUAUUUGUAUAUUUUGUCCACCAUGUAUAUAAGUGACAAAGUGUGAUGGUUUAAAUAGCUCUGAGUGGUGGGAAACCUUCUGAAGUUAUCCGAGUUGCGCAAAUUGAGUAUGAUCUACCAUCGAGCAAGUAGUAGAUACCAACAAAUAGGUUAACUGCAUUGGUAGCACUGUAUGAAUAGUAAGCACAUCCAAACCUUUACAGAUGAUAGGCUACGUCACCAAGUAGUUUAUACGAGGCGUUUGGUUACAUAUUUUUCUAUUUCGACUAGUGGUUUUUAAAUUAUAACAUUAGCUUUGAUGUUUUGUAUUUCUUCAAAUCAAGUGACUUAAAAAGUUUCCUCACUAAAAAUGGGAUCUUCCCACAGUAUUGAAAUACCAGGAGGUGGUACAGAAGGUUACCAUGUAUUAAGGGUACAGGAUGGUUCCCCGGGUCAAAAAGCUGGUCUCGAAGCAUUCUUUGAUUUUAUUGUAGCCAUUGGAAAUACUCGUUUGGAUCAAGAUAAUGACACAUUAAAAGAACUUCUUAAAAACAGUGUGGAUAGCAAAUUAUCUAUGACUGUUUAUAGUAGUAAAACACAAUCUGUAAGACGAACUGUUAUAGUACCUAGUCUUACCUGGGGUGGACAAGGUCUUCUUGGUAUUAGUGUACGAUUUUGUUCUUUUGAAGGUUCAAAUGAAAAUGUUUGGCAUGUUCUUGAGGUGCACCCAUCUUCUCCUGCUGAGUUAGCAGGAUUAAGGCCAUUUACAGAUUAUAUUAUUGGUGCUGAUUCAGUUCUACACGAAUCUGAGGAUUUAUUUACUUUAAUUGAAGCUCAUGAAUCUAGAUCUCUUAAAUUAUAUGUAUAUAACACAGAAGAUGAUUCUUGCAGAGAAGUUACAAUUGUACCUAAUCAUAAUUGGGGAGGAGAAGGAAGUUUGGGUUGUGGAAUUGGUUAUGGUUAUCUGCAUAGAAUACCCAUUAGAAAUGUUCAGGAACAUAAACCUAACAAUUCAUACAUGAGUAAUGUUAUAUCAAGUAAUCAAUUAGUAUCUAGUCAAGUUACACCAACAAGUGUCACUUACUCUGGAGGAAGUAAUGUUGUUACAAGUAUACCUCCAGGUUUCUCUAUUCCACCAAAUUACAUUUCAACUCAAGAAUGUGCAACAAAAUCAGAACUUGAAACCACUGUUCCAUUGCAAACUACAUAUACAUCAAGUACCCAAACAUACACAUCUCCUCAGUUGAAUCCUACUACAGUUGGAGGAUCUACUACUACUAAUUCUGUACCUGAUGUAUCUAACCCAAGUAGUAUAAAUACUACAUAUGGUAACGAUUCUCUGUCUUAUCAAAAUACAAUGCCAAAUAUACCUGGUAUGCCGACUACGCCACCUUUACCAACUUUUACUACUACUAACCCGACGUCUUUGAAUGAAACAACUGGCAUUGCUGGAAUGUCAAAAGAUUAUACAACCGUACAAGGCGGAAUUUCACCUGCAGUACAGUUCAAUGUGCCUCAGUCUAAUGUAGUAACAAUACCGAUUUCGUUACCUGGUAUGCCGCCAAUUACCGUUAGUGCAGGUCUACCACAAAAUACAUCUUUCUAUUCGUCUGUUCUUCAGCAAAAUGAAUUGACUAAUGUUAGUACAGUUCCCACGUCUACGGUAUCAUCAACACAGUAAUGAGUAUAUUAUUACUGAAUAAAUAUCUGUUAUCUUUUAUAACAAAAUACAUACUAAAGAAUAAAAGUAAAACAAAGGUGUGAUACAAACACCACAAACAUACUAUAUUA